GUUGUUUUUGUUUAUCUCAGCAGCUGUGUGGCUGCCUCUUGGAGCUCGUCGCGUAGACUGCAUAUUCUGUACGCGCACGUGGUUAAAUGAAUAUAUUUAAGCUCCGGCCAGGGUCCAGGAGAGGCGGGAUGCACCGAUGUUGCGCCCAAACGCUAUCUUACUCGUAAGCCUCUACGUAGUGCUUUUCGGCUCUACGUUCAUCACGAACAAGUAUGUCCUCACCAUAGAAAAGUUUGCAUAUCCUGCCAUAUUCCAAAGCUGGCAAGUUCUUGUGGCAGCUCUUGGUUUUAUUCUUACAUCUGUUUGCUGCCGAUGGCAAUGGCACAAAAAAUGUUUAAUAGUGACAGUACAAUAUCACUGGAAAACCAUUCCAUUUUACACUAUGAGCAUCUAUGCCGGUUCACGGGCCCUUACUGUGCUUCCCAUAUCAGUUUUCCUGGCCAUACACAAUGCCUUGCUUCUUGUGCACUGUGGUGUAGAUCUUGACAUGGGAAAGCAGAGCAUUUUCUUCAGUUCCAGUCCUAAGGACCUCAUCGCAUUCACUUCAGUGGCUGUGAGCAGCAUAAUGCUUGUUACUACUGUACCUAGGAGUUUUGGCAAUGCUAUGUGGUGGAUGUUGCUACACAUUUGUUGUACAGGCGUCAUCUUUGCCGUUGAGAAGAUCUCUGCGUAUUGUGCCAAGACUGAUGCAUUCAACCGCCAAGUUUUUUAUUAUGCAUCAAGUUUUCUUUUGCUUUUGCCUACAAGCUAUUUUUUAGGUGAUUUUUAUGCCGUCCAGAGGUACCCCUACCUUGCAUCUCCUUCAUUUUGCUGGACAUUUGUUGCCAGCGGGAUACUUGGUUGUUUUCUUGCCAUGGUGUACCCAAGUGUUCUAAAUCUGGAGCUGGUGAACCUUAACAUUACCGGCCUUGCCAAGGUGGUUGUAUCUGCAGUUUCAGUUAUUUCUUUCGGGGUACCUGUGGUGCCUCGCGAUUACCUGUUCUGGACUGCUCUGUCACUUGUUGCUGGAAUCUUUGUUCCCCGGAGGUCAACUCCUUGUGCAGACAGUUGUACAUUUGCUCAAGCACACCACUCUCUUGAACACAUCUGAUAAUACUGCUUUCUGUGUAUUAAUGUAAAAGGAAAGGAUAAGGACGAAAACAGUCGCCCGUGAACAAGGGGCCGAACUGGCCUUGAAACGUCGGGCUUCGUAUUAUUUUUUGGUUAGAGUUGUUUUCCUUUAACAUUAAUUGCCACUCCUAACCAGGUGGAUGUCCACCGAAAGGUUUGCGUUCAAUGCUUUCUGUGAGUGUUGGCCCGGCAUCUAAUUUCUCAUGAGGGUUGCAAUGUUGAGCAUUUUUAAGCACCAAGGUAAAUAUUCUUUCAAUUCUGUCUGGCUGUGGCAAGCAUUUGGGAGCAAAUAUGUGGCAUGUUUAAUCCAUAUUUUUAGAGUUGGUGUUUUAUCUGUUGCUUGUACUCUAUUUCCUUGUUAAAAAGAUGCCCUCACUUUACUCGAUUGAAAGGAGAGGACAAGUGUCUGCCUUUUUACGGCUUAUUGAAGUGCUGUCUCAUGUUUCUUUUUCUAGCUGUUGUCUUCAGAAGGUUUUGUUAAAGUUUGCUCAAGUUACUCCAUGGAAUAAUUUGUUGUGCAAAUGGUAGCUGAAUGUAUAGGUACACUUUAUUCAAUUCCAAACAUUUAGCCCAGCAUGACUUUAAUUGUGAUGCUUUUUCUUCGCUUGCAUUUAGCCAGUAGUGCCUAGAAUUUAUGUGUGACACUCAAGUGCCAAUAUUUUUAUUUGUUUUUAUUUUUAUGCAAAUUUAUUAAGUUUCUAGGCUUGACCUACUCCUGCUGUUGAUUCAGAAAUUGUUUCUGUUAUUGAGUGUUAACUGUUUUGUCGAAUGAUUUUUGGUUGAAAGUGUGUGCCUGCCUGGGCUCUUUUUGUUGAGCUAUAGCAGUUGUUUUUUAGGGAACAGAAGUUUACUAUGAUUUGUAUUCGCUUAUAUGAGCACUAAUUACUUUUUUAUUGUGAUAUAUUAAUUUUGCAAGGAUGGAGACCUAGCAAAUUUGAGAAAAUCUUGCAAUGGCCUCAGUCCAUUUUACUUGCAGUUUACUUAAAGGAAUACCGAAGCAGAAAAUCUCAAACUUAAAAAGUCCAUUUUUAAAUUUGACUUGUAUAGUUCAGAUUGUUUUCUUAGCCUUGUGCUCAAAUUUCUUGUGAUUGGAAAUUUGGGAAACUUAGCAGGCAUACUUUUUUGGGGUAGACAGGGGGCACCUCUACCCAUCUGGUGGUUCCUCUCUCAUGUGACGCAAUGCAGAAGUAGGUUUUUAAUAAUUUCUUAACUUUUUGCACAGCUAUCAUGCCUUUUUGAGUUGAUUUUGGUGCUUAUGCUCUCUGCUCUGGUCUGGCUUUUAACUAGAAGUUAAGCUUGUAAGAUUAAAUACUCAAUUUUGGGGGUAUCUAUUUGUUUGCACUUUGCAACCACUACAACGAAAGACAAGAAUGUUCGAUGAAACUUCGUCUGAAUGCGGACAAACAAUCUAUAAGUACAUUUAAUUUUUUUUUAGCCGAGUGAAAUAUAUGUUUUAUGGGGCGGGGGGUGAGGAGGAGAGAAGGGCAUCACGCGCGCCCCAGUGAUGUCCCCCCACUGUGCAGCGCCGAGAAUUGGCGAAGGGGGACGUCGCCGGCAAUCUUCGGUUGCUAGGUGUUGCGUCACGACAUCCCCUUUCCGAAAUUCAGUCUGGCCACUGUGAUCACUAUCAUCAUCAUCAUCUGAAAAAUGGCAUAUGUGCCAUAACAAUGGCGGCUUUCUAAUUACUGAUGAAGGAACAUGUUGAAGAUACUCCUAAGGUGAGGAUUCGAGACCUAUAUAUUCUAGACGUUAGCACGUUUCGAAACCGGAAUUGAAUGCAAGUGCUGCAUAAGUGUUCAUUUCUCUAAUUCGAGCCCAGUGAACCUGUUAGUGGCACAAAAUCGACUUCGAAACCCCUUGACUCUUACAACUUUAUCAAGGCGCGUCUGUCUGGGUUGGCGCUUCGUUCUGACUGGUUGCAUCGUUGUGGGAAUCGACACUGGAAGAGAUGAUCCAGAAAAACCUGUAUAGCGAAAAGUUUAUUCUCGUCUGCCGUUGACAUGCAAAAGUGAAGGUGCCCGAUAAAAUACUGCAGGCUACAAGUUCAUUGCCGCCAUUCGUAUGGCAAAAGUUAAACCGCCAUUUCAGCCACCAGAUGGCACUGAAUUUUGGAAAGGGUCUAUUCAGUGCUGUUACCGUUGCUACUCGGGGUGUCGCGAACCGGCCGCGGUUCGAGUUCGACCAGGUUCGACUUUUUCGAACUUUUAGUGGAAAGUUCAACGAACCUUCUAUUGAGGUUCGACUCGUGUGCGCAUGCGCGACAGGCUGGCCAGUUGGCUUCGGAUUGGAUGAUAAUGGCUAAGAGAUGAAUUAAGUGCAGCGCUGAUUGGCUAUUUCAGUUAAUACAGUAUUAAAAAUUAAGUCAUAAACUUCUUCAGUAAUCAGAAUUAAUUUCCUUUAAUUACAACUGUUCACACUAUAAGAUAACCCUUUUUAUGAAAAAAAAUUCUCCAAACCUAGACAUGCUUGCAUCUAGGUCUGGCCACACUGUCCACAAAGUCGAACCGGUCGAAUCUGGUGAAAAGUUCGAAGGUUCGUCGAACCGGUUCGACCCAGUCGAACCCCGAAAGUUCGACCAAAAAAUCUGGUUUGACAAAAGUUCGCGACACCCCUAGUUGCUACGCGUCCUAUCGCCAAGCCUCGAAAUACGCACCUCGCCGCCAUCUGUCGGCGCUUGUAGAAGUUGUGUCCUGGCCAGUUUCCACAGCCAGUGAAGCUGUAUAGUCCCAAGGUCAGCGCAUGUACCAGGGCACUAAUUCUAACGGAUUAAAGAGUAGAAGACAAAGGAAAGCAUAGAAGAUGAAUCGCACAUUUCAGUACUUCGCUUUCGUGACAGUUUUUCUUGUGAUACCGACUCCUUGAUGUUGGUUAUUGCAUGGCAUUGCUUUCGUAAGCUGUAACUGAAGAGGUCUCCCUACCUAGAUACGUGAGAAAACUGAUCGAGUUUGAGCAUGUUGCUGAACACAUUUAUUAGCUGUUGCUCGAAACAAUGCUCUUAAAGUGAUGUGGAUUAUUUCCGAGUCAAAACUUGUGGAAGAUAAAAUAUCACCCUCAAAUCGGGUACAUAAAAAUAUUGAGCAUACCUGAACCCGCUUUAGGUUUAUAGUUCAGCAGCUUAUGUAACUCAUUCAAGCCUGGGCGCUACAGAAGGCACUUCGCAAUUAAAUAUAUUUUACUUGGAUCAAGAAAAUGCCUUCUGCACAAUGAACCAGCUGGGUAGUUCCUUUUUGCAGAAUGGCCCACAAACGAAGUGAGUUCGAAGUUCGUUUUGGGAGAGAAAUGACCGUUUGCUAGUCGGCAUGACAUAGAGCAUACUUUCGACCUGCGACCCAAAUGUACUUUAUUUAUUUAUUUAUUUUUUUGCUUCGGUAUUCCUCUCACAGAAGUUGCACAAAGGCAACUAUUUGGGUGGGCGAAUGUGCAGCUUCCUACUCUGUAAUACUGUGCAAUUUAUGCCCAGUCAUGCUGAAAAAAGAAAUCUAUAAAAAGAUCUGCAUGUUAAAAUGUAUUUGUUGGCUUUCUAAUUACAGUAAUCUUACGAACACUUCUACAAACUUUGAAAUUUUUAUUGAACUCUUUAUUUCAAUAAAGUGUGUGAAAAACUUC
Messenger RNA from Ixodes scapularis (black-legged tick), 4716 nucleotides. Its product is annotated as transmembrane protein 241. Lineage: Eukaryota; Metazoa; Arthropoda; Arachnida; Ixodida; Ixodidae. The transcript is spliced from 14 exons. Bases 137 to 1090 code for a protein of 317 amino acids. The record is from RefSeq and is a predicted model, not a curated record.